Plasmodium fragile is the source of this 1122-nucleotide messenger RNA. RefSeq names its product 3-demethylubiquinone-9 3-O-methyltransferase. The coding region runs from base 1 to 1122 and encodes 373 amino acids. Lineage: Eukaryota; Apicomplexa; Aconoidasida; Haemosporida; Plasmodiidae. The transcript has 2 exons. The record is from RefSeq and is a predicted model, not a curated record.
AUGCAGCACUUAUUGAGGGGGGGGCUUAAGCCAAGUGGGGGGAAAGUUGGACAUGCGGGGAAGCCAUUUCUGCGCAGGCAGCACAGGAACAAAACAUUUGACGAGAGAGAACGAGUCUUCUUCGACCAGAUGCACAGCGAGUGGUGGAAUGAUCAAGGGAAGGGUAACACGUCUUGGUGUGAUGUACUUCACAAGGUUGCAGGGGCAAACACGUACAGCCUUCACGAUUAUAACAAGCACAGGUUCAACUUUAUAUGUAAAAAUUACGAAUUUCUUUUUUUCGAGCAAAUGAAAAAUGAGGGACAAGCGGGAACAGAAAAAAAAAAAAAAAAAAAAAAAAACGACAUCACGAUAAAUGUUCUGGAUGUGGGUUGUGGCGGCGGCAUAUUAUGCGAAUACAUGCGGAGGAACUUUUCUUAUUUUUUGCUCAAGAGUGACAUAAUAGGACGAGGUGCAAGGAGGACGGUUCAUAUAAAUAUCGAGGGGAUUGAUGUGUCCAGUCAGCUGAUAGAGGUGGCGCGCAGGAGACAGCAGGAGGGGGAAGUUCCUUUAUACAUGUGUAACACAGCAAGAGACAUGAACCCUCAAUCAUCUCAUCCGGAAAAAGAACCCAACUGGGAGAAUAGGGAAACAAAGAGCGCCUCAUGGAACAACUUAGAUGUGCACAUAAAUCAGAGGUACUAUAACUGUGACAUAACUGAGCUCACAAAAUGGAAUGAGAGGGAGGGAAAAAAAUAUAACAUCGUGGUGUCGUCGGAAGUGAUUGAGCAUGUGCCUAAUGGGAAGAAGGAGGAGUUCGUAAGGUGCAUCAGCCAGUUAUGUUCCCCUGAGGCUCUGGUUGUCUUUACAACGCUUGACAAGAAUUUGCUUUCUUAUUUUUACUCUGUUGUACUUGCUGAGUAUGUGACCGGGAUGGUGAAAAAGGGAACACACAGCUACGAUCAGUUUAUCGGGUCAGACGAGCUGAGCGAGCUCUGCGCCCUUUUUGAUUUACAGAACGUGAGCACGGAGCAUGCGGUGUACGUCCCUUUCGUGCGAGAUUACUUCCCCACGCGGUGGCUCAAGUUGCUUUAUUUGUCCGCCUUCGUUUAUCGUGGGGGAGCGGCGGUGAGUACCUGUUAA